CAAAAACAUAAGUUAACAACACCUUCCCUUCGCACUUAACCACAAAGAUUUGAUUUUUUUUGGGUCAUACAUACCAAAUUAAUACACACAUGGCUCAGAACGGUUUGAACGAUCUGAAGCUGAUCGGCGCAUGGCCGAGCCCCUUCGUCUUGAGGGCUCGGAUCGCUCUUAACCUCAAGGGUUUAGACUACGAGUUUCUCGAAGAAGAUAUUCUCAGCUCGAAGAGCGAUCUUUUGCUGAAAUAUAACCCUAUCCACAAGAAGAUUCCUGUCCUAAUCCACUGUGGCAAACCCAUCUGUGAAUCCCUCAACAUCGUUCAAUACAUCGACGAGGUGUGGUCGGCGGAUCACGCCAUCCUUCCCUCUAAGCCGUUCGAUCGGGCCGUUGCUCGGUUUUGGGAUAUGUACAUUGAUGAACACUGCUACACAUCCAUUAAUGGCGUCGCCGGAGCAAAAGGCGACGGGGAGAGAAUGGCGGCAGUAGAGAAACUACAGAAUUGUUUAGCCCUUUUGGAAGAAGCGUUUCAGAAGUGCAGCAAAGGGAGAGAGUUUUUCGGAGGGGACGAAAUCGGAUUCAUCGACAUCGGGUUGGGGUCGAUGCUGAGUCCACUUCGUGUCGUCGAGAAGUUUUCCGGCGUGAAAUUCCUUAAUCCGACCAAGACGCCGGGACUUUUCCGGUGGGCCAACAGGUUCUGUGCCCACGAUGCCGUCAAACAUGUCAUUCCUGACGUCGAGAGGCUCGCUGCCUUCGCCAUGCUCAAGUUCAAUCGUCAAGAUUAAGCCUUAGUAUGAAAAAAAAAAGAAUUUUGUUCUGCUGCCUGUUAUCUCCAUUUUUACAUUUGUUUAUAUAUGUCUCGAAUGAGGUUAACGUUGUUUUUUUUUUUAAAUUAAUACGGUUUGAGAUGUAAUAAUACCUCAACGUGUCUGUCAUGUUUUGUAAUGAAUUGGAUUCUUUUUUUUUUCUUUUUUUUUUUUGUAACAGUGAGAUCAAAUUUUGAUUUAUUGUCUUAUAUGUCUCGAAUGAGAUGGAUGUUUUUUUUCUUUCUAUAUGGUUUGAGAUGUAAUAAAUCAUUACACCUAAACGUGUCUGUAAUGUUUGCAGUGAAUAGGAUUCUUUUUUUUUC
Tarenaya hassleriana is the source of this 1123-nucleotide messenger RNA. Its product is annotated as glutathione S-transferase U11-like. Gene Ontology annotation, cellular component: cytoplasm. The coding region runs from base 90 to 779 and encodes 229 amino acids. Gene Ontology annotation, biological process: glutathione metabolic process. Lineage: Eukaryota; Viridiplantae; Streptophyta; Magnoliopsida; Brassicales; Cleomaceae. The transcript is spliced from 2 exons. The record is from RefSeq and is a predicted model, not a curated record. Gene Ontology annotation, molecular function: glutathione transferase activity.